Messenger RNA from Andrographis paniculata, 3949 nucleotides. Its product is annotated as tRNA(adenine(34)) deaminase, chloroplastic. Gene Ontology annotation, cellular component: chloroplast. Bases 186 to 3794 code for a protein of 1202 amino acids. NCBI's taxonomy places the organism in Eukaryota, Viridiplantae, Streptophyta, Magnoliopsida, Lamiales, Acanthaceae. The record is from RefSeq and is a predicted model, not a curated record. The transcript has 4 exons. Gene Ontology annotation, molecular function: tRNA-specific adenosine deaminase activity. Gene Ontology annotation, biological process: tRNA wobble adenosine to inosine editing.
AAAAUACCAUAAGACUGCAGACAUCUACUGCAUCUUCAAAGAGCACGCACCCCGUAAUCCUCAAUUUCCGCGUCCUUUGCCGAUGCCUGCUUGGUAGUGAGAUUCCGCCACGAAUCUGGGCGUUUUCCCGAAGGUAAUGAAUGCUCUCUCAUUGUGGUGAUUUUAAUAGCUGUUGAAUUCGAGCUAUGUACAACCCUUACACGACAUCGACAAUCUCGCUGAGAACGCGAGGCACGGCGUCGUUUGGAUUCAGUGACUACGCGCACUGCCCGAUCGAAAGAAGUCCUUGCAGUUAUUCCUCAUCAGCAGCCUGUUGUUGUUGCUGUGCGGAAUCUAUUUGUAAAGUACCUGUAGGCUCAACUUAUUGCUACAAUUUGUAUGGACUGAGGCAGUCGUCUUUGAUCCAGUGGUCGCCGUAUAGGAGACUGGUUUCAGGUGGUUUAGAUCGGUUUCAUUCUGCUUGUUUUCCGCCGCUUAAUGAUGUUGAUUUUAGGUGUUAUCGUGGAGAAGUUUUGAGCUCUAGGAAAACUAGGUUAGUGGGGAGAAAAAUGGGGUUGGGAAAAUGUAUGGUGUAUGAGGAAAGAAGUGAAAGAAGCUAUGGCAUUGGAGGUGUUGAUGAGGCUGAGAUUUUGCUUAGUUUGUUGGCUGAGGAUGUUAGUGAGGAUUGUCUUGUGGCAACUAAGUUAAGUAGAAGGGUAGUGAAGAAGAAGAAGCCUGUUGCAGAAGAGAUAGAGAAUGGUAAAGUUAGGAGUAAGAAGGAAAGAGAUGGGCAGGAUGGUUUAGAGAGUGAAUCUAGAUAUGAACAUGGUGGAUCGGCUGUGGUUAGUUCAGGCAAGAUAGGUAAAAAUGGGCAGGAAGUCCGGAGGGAAAGAUCGAAGGAGAAGCAUGAUGAUGGCUUGCUGAGAAAUCGGGGAGCUAGAAGGAAAGAAGAGAGUGUGGGAUUAAUGUCGAAAAUGGGGAAGAAGGACAAUGAACAUAAAGAGAGGAAAGCUAAGUUGAGAGAAGAGAAUUGGAAGGUAACUUCAGGGGUUGAAGAAAGAGAAGAAUUGGUGAGGAGAGAGGAAAGGAAGCAGAAUCUGAGGAAAGAAGGAUCUAGCUGCUCAUCGUACUACUCUUUCUCUUCAACCGGUGAUUAUGAGAGCGACAACGAUGUGGAUCUUAGGGGAGAAAGAUAUUCGGGAGAGUUUUCAGGGAGGGAGAAAAGGGAUUCGAAGAGCAAUGCAAUAGUAUACAAGGUAGCUAGAAAGGAGGAAAAAGAUGGGCAAGAGGAUUAUAGAGGAGAUCAUGGAUUUGUUUCGACAAAGAAAAGCUCACAAAAUGUCGGUUUGGUUGGAUCCAGUGUAGUUGAGCUUGGCCUCAGGAAAAGAUCAGAGAAGAAACUUGCUGAUGUAUCAGUAGAAGAGUUCGAUUCGAGAGAAGAAACCUCACAAAAGGAAUCAAAGCUGUCGAGUAACAAGUCUUUAGAUUAUUAUGUAAGCUAUGAUGACAGGCAAACAGGCAAUGAAGUUUCUAGACAAUCUGAAACAAGGAUGAAGCAUAAACAAUUUGCGGAUAUGCAAGAGUUCCAUGGUGAAGACCUUACGAACUCUUACAGCUCUCAAAAAAUAUACAGAGGCGAGGAAGAGAAGUCUUCUAAGGUUGCAAGUUCAAGCCAAGAAACAGUUGAAGACCUUCGAAGAACAGUUGGUAAUAGCUCCAAAGAGGAUAUUUAUCAAAGGAAUUCUGUUCUGAAAGUAUCAGAAGUUGAAGAUAUUGAUAUCAGAAAGACUUUGAUUUCUCGAAAAAGGAUUGAAACCGAUGUCAAGGAGGAAGAGCAUUCAACCAAUAUUCACAGUUCGAUCAACGAUGCUGCUAAGAAAAAAUGUUAUGACCAAGUAACUACCAUGGUUGAUUCAGGGGGGCGAACCCAAGAAUUAACCAAAAAGGAAGGCAAGUCGAUUCUGAAAAAGGUGUCCGAUAAGCAUAUUCAAGAAAAGAACAUGAGAGAUGAUUCGAAUAAGGGAUAUGAUGUGCUGAGCAAAGUAUCGAUCAUUCACAGUGGAGAUUCUGGCGAGAUCAACAAACAGGGUCGAAGCAAGAGUAAAUCAGAGAUACAAGUGGGAGUUGGUGCAUUGACAAAUGACACCAUUGCUAUUGCUGAGGUCACUGAUGAAGGCUUACAAAUUGUUUCUAAUUUGCCACAUUUACAAGAACUCGAGGUCUCUCCAGGAUUGCAUCAAGAAACUUGUGGUGAGGCUAGCAGUAGUGCUACACACAGGCUGCCAUCAAAGUUAGACUCGACCAUUGGAUCCGCUGCUCGUUUGGAGAAAUCCUCGACACAAUACAUAGGUGAGUUCAUUAACCAGGUGAGAGAUGAAAUUUCGAGUUCUGAAAUCCAGAAGGAGCAUGAGUCAAGAAGUGAUAGUCAGCAGUCUGGAACUAAAGGGCCCUCUGAUGAAAUAUGGACUGUCGAAGAACCAUCUGUUCAGGAAGCGUCGAAAACAGAAGACGAGGAUGAUGCAAGCAAAGCUGUAAAGGGUGUCGAUAAGAGAAGUGGAAGGUCCUUGUGGAAUCUAAUUUCCGAUAUUGUUCUUCUACGGUGGUCUUCCCGUGCAGAAAGUCACGGCUCAGGUAAGAAGACAGGCAGAAGUUCGCCCACGAGUAGUGAAGCGUGGUUUUCUGGUCAUGAAGCAACCGAAAUCGAAGAGACGAGCGAAGAAAAGGAACAAAAAGGCGUAACACCGAGCUUACCAUCAGGAAUCGAUCUAGAAGAGAAAAGUCACCCUCGAGCUGACGAAGCUUCGAGGCCAUCAGCAUUUGGGAGUCAUCUAAAGCACGGCGUAAUAAACGUGUCACCUUCCUCUACCGCUCAAGAACUGCGCCCAACGAGGUCGUCUCUACAUUUCGGCGUAAUGUCUGAAGGGAUCUCAACUACGACAACGGCUGAAUCAUCUAUUCCUUUGCCUACAUUCCGGCAACAAAUAUCUCCGAUUGCGCUAGGAGUCGCAUCUGAAGGAGGUAAGGAAUCUGACAAUGGGUCAAGAGAGAAACAAAAUACACGACUAAAAAUGACGACUGAAUCAGCUGGUGAUGAGGGGGAGUCGAGACGCAAACAAUUUCAGCGGCUAGACCAGGUCAUGAAAGAUCGAUUCGAUGACUGGGAGAAUGCAUACAGGCUUGAAGAAGAGCAGCGUAAAACCGACGAAAAGUUUAUGUGGGAAGCAUUGAUGGAAGCUCAAAAUGCCGCGGACAACUGGGAAGUACCUGUCGGCGCUGUUCUAGUCCACGACGGGAAGAUAAUUGCUCGGGGCUACAACAAGGUCGAAGAGCUGCGCGACUCGACUGCCCAUGCUGAGAUGAUAUGCAUAAGGGAAGCUUCGAACAUACUUAGGACAUGGAGGCUUUCGGAAACGACCCUUUACAUAACUCUCGAGCCCUGUCCAAUGUGCGCCGGAGCAAUACUUCAGGCUCGGGUGGAUACUGUAGUAUGGGGAGCUCCAAAUAAGCUUCUCGGAGCCGAUGGAAGCUGGAUUAGGCUAUUUCCGAGUGGGGAUGGAGGAAACGGCUUGGAACUCUCCGAGAAGCCUCCUGCGCCAGUUCAUCCUUUCCAUCCGAAGAUCGUCAUCAGGCGAGGCGUGCUGGCAUCAGAGUGUGCUGAAGCAAUGCAACAAUUCUUUAGACUAAGAAGAAAGAAGGACAAGAAACCCGACUCUUCCGCGCCUCCUCCUGCCGGCCCCCCUCCGGGAGGCCCCCAUCGACCCCUGAAGUUCUUGGCAAAGAUGCAAGAUGCAUUCAACUUAAUGUUCUGUUUGUAGGUCCUGAUCCUGUAGUGUUCUUUCUUUGUAGUGUUGUUGUUUGUUGUUUAAUUCCAUGUAACCUGGUAAGUAAGAGCUACACUUUUUGGUAAGAAGAUGAGAACAAUGUCUUUAUUAUUUGGGAUAUGUAAUAAUGUUAUUAACAGAUGAUGAUA